This is a messenger RNA of Zootoca vivipara (common lizard), 6727 nucleotides long. RefSeq lists its product as uncharacterized. The record is from RefSeq and is a predicted model, not a curated record. Gene Ontology annotation, molecular function: DNA-binding transcription factor activity, RNA polymerase II-specific; RNA polymerase II cis-regulatory region sequence-specific DNA binding. Gene Ontology annotation, biological process: regulation of transcription by RNA polymerase II. Lineage: Eukaryota; Metazoa; Chordata; Lepidosauria; Squamata; Lacertidae.
CUCCCUCCCACGUCCCAUGUCCCUUCCUGCCAGGCGGGGCUGCGGAGGGAGGGGGCAGCUGUUGUCUCUGCACUUUCUGGCAUCUGUAUUCUUCAGCACCUCUAAUUCGGACAGACAGAACAUGGCAGGAAAAAAAUGGAAUUCCUUUAGAUCUCCAGAAGGCUUCCUGAAAGCACAGAUGGAUCAGCAAGACUCAGCUGGCCCUGAAACUGGAAGAGGCCAGGCCAUGGAAACUGGGAGCAGUGGGGGAUUCUGGAAAAACUCCAUGCAGAAGAUUCUGAGUGAGGGGGACACCCUCCGCUCAGAGGUGCAGAGCCAGCAAUUCAGGCAGUUCUGCUACCCGGAGGCCAAAGGACCUCGGGAGGUUUGCAGCCAACUCUACCACCUCUGUUGUCAGUGGCUGAAGCCAGAAAGGCACACGAAAGCUGAGAUGCUGGACCUGGUGAUCUUGGAGCAGUUCCUGGCUGUCCUUCCCCCGGAGAUGGAGAGCUGGGUGAGGGAAUGUGGAGCAGAGACCAGUUCCCAAGCAGUGGCCCUGGCCGAAGGGUUCCUCCUGAGUCAGGCAGAGGAGAGGAAGCAGGGAAGGAUUAUCUUUGCAGAAAGUGGCCUGGAUUCCUCUGAAGCAGAGAGGACUUUGUCGGACACCAGAGAGAGGCCGCUGGGUGAAAGAAGGAUGCCGGCAAGACCAUCUUUUCAUGGUGACGGAAGGGAAGCAGAGGCAGUGGAAACAGAACAGGGUCCACUGUACUUUGAAGAUGUCGGUGUUUGUUUCACGGCUGAGGAGUGGGCCUUGCUGGAUCCUGCCCAGAGAGCUCUGCAUCAGGAAGUCAUGGAGGAGACUUGUAGGACCAUGAACUCUCUUGGUGGUGAGGAAUUGGAAAAGAAGAACAAGGGAGACCAUGACAAAAUCCACACAGUGAGGAAACCACAGAAAUAUCUGGAGUGUGGAGAGAGCUUCGAUCAGAGCAGCCAUCUCACUUCUUAUCAAGGAAUUCAUACAAGGCAGAAAUCUUAUCAGUGCUUGGAAUGUGGGAAGAGCUUCAGUAAGGAAGAAAGUCUCACUUCCCAUAAAAGAAUUCACAUGGGGGAGAAACCACACCAGUGUGUGGAAUGUGGAAAGAGUUUCAGUCGGAACGCCCAUCUCAUUUCUCAUAAAAGAAUUCAUACAGGGGAGAAACCUUAUCAGUGCGUGGAAUGUGGAAAGUGGUUCACCCAGAAGGAAAGCCUCAAUUCCCAUCAAAGAAUUCACACAGGGAAGAAACCACAUCAGUGUUUUGAAUGUGGGAAGAGCUUUUAUACAAGCACAAACUUUCAUCGACAUCAGAGAAUCCACACUGGGGAGAAACCCAAUCAGUGCUUGGAAUGUGGAAAGAGCUUCAGUCAGAGGUCCCACCUCACUGCCCAUCAAAGAAUUCAUACAGGGGAGAAACCUUUUCAGUGCCAAGAGUGUGGAAAGAGCUUCAAUAAGAGGGCUCAUCUCACUGCCCAUCAAAGAAUUCAUACAGGGGAGAAACCUUUCCAAUGCCAAGAGUGUGGCAAGAGCUUCAGACGGAAGGAAAGUCUCACUUCACAUGAAAGAAUUCACAGAGGUGAGGAACAAUAUAAAUGUUUGGAAUGUGGGAAGAGCUUUAAUACAAGCACAAACUUUCGUCGGCAUCAGAGAAUUCACAGUGGGGAGAAACCUUUUAAAUGCCAAGCGUGUGGAAAGAGCUUCAGUCAGAAGCAAAGUCUCACUUCCCAUCAAAGAAUUCAUACAGGGGAGAAACCAUAUAAGUGUGUGGAAUGUGGAAAGAGCUUCAGUCACAGCUCCACUCUCACUUCCCAUCAAAGAAACCAUUCAGGAGAGAAAUAUCAAGGUAUCAGGGUGGGUGUCAGGACCAGGUCAUCAAUAACUCACACGGUGUCAGUAAAGUUAACUCUCUAUUCAAAGAAAUAAAACAGCUCCGGAGGCCAAACCUAGUGAGCCCAGCAACUCUUUCCAUUAGCACUUGACCCAAUGAAGCAGUUGUGAGGAUCUACGGUCCCCACCUUCCCACAGUUCCUUAAGUCUCCUCCUGCCCCGGUUCCUUCCCAAGCAAUCUGAGACUUCUUUACCUUGUCUGUCUCUGCUCCUCCCUAUUCAUUCCUUUUCUGGUCCUAGAAGAUCAGCGGCAGAGACUCCCUGUUUUUUUCACCAGCCUGACUCAUCUCUGCCUCUUGGUCUCGCUCCUCUCCUGCUUUAGUUUCUGCCUCUGGUUCUGGACUGCUCCCUGCCACAGAGUCUUCCUGCUCACGAAACCCUGUUAGUACUUUAGCUUCUGACACCCCCCCCCCAAGUCUGCUCUCACUUCUCUCUCCAACCACGCAUCAUUGUCCCACCACCAGUCCCCAGUGUCUGAGCUAUCUUCCCUUGGGGGUUCCCCAGCUGAUGCCUCCCCUCCCACCACUCCAGUGUGGUGUAGUGGUUAUGAGUGGUAGACUUGUAAUCUGGUGAACCGGAUUCGCUUCCCCGCUCCUCCACAUGCAGCUACUGGGUGACCUUGGGCCAGUCACACUUCUCUGAAGUCUCUCAGCCCCACUCACCUCACAGAGUGUUUGUUGUGGGGGAGGAAGGGAAAGGAGAAUGUUAGCCGCUUUGAGACUCCUUUGGGUAGUGAUAAAGCAAGAUAUCAAAUCCAAACUCUUCUUCUUCUUCUCUAUGACACAGUGUUUGGAAUGUAGAAAGAGCUUUAAUACAAGCACAAACUCCCAUAGUAAUCAAAAUAUUCACUGUGGGGAGAAACCAUUGCCAUGUGAGGAGUGUUAAAAGAGGUUCUGGUUACAUAUCCUGUUGGUAAACUAGGGUGGAAGCUGUCAAGCCCUCCUCCGGGCUCCCAAGGAUCCUCAGAAAAGCAUGAAUUCUCCAGAGACUCCUGGGGAGCCCGGCUCUCAGAGAAAGUUGGAGUUCUUGUCAGUGCAGCAUCACGUCUGAAUUGAAAUCUCUCUCUGCCUCUUGAUGUUACACAGGCCCUGUGGCUCCACACUUUGUUCAGGCAAUCCUUUCUAGAUGCAUAGAAAUUGAUGUGCUUUAAUCUUAUGCUGUUAAUUUUAAUGUAUUUAUGAUUUUGAUUUUAAUAUUGCUCUUUAAAUGUUUUUAAUUGAUAAUUUUAACUUUUCCAGUUAAACUGGUUAAAUGUUUUGUUACCAUCAAGUGGUAUUUUAUUCAAUAGAAAUAUUUAUUCCAAUAGAAGUAAAUCAGGGGUGCCCAAACUUUUUUCAAAGGGGGCCAAAUUUGAUGAAGUGAACAUGUGUGAGGGCCGGCCAAAGUUGUUGAGCUUUUUUUAGGAUUGCUGAGCGUUUUUGGGGAUUUUACCCCAGGACAUAUACUGCCACGGGGGCCAGAUUAAAUCAGCAGUAUUAGGCCCCUGAAACGGACUUUGGACAUACCUGAAGUAAAUAAAUCCCACCCCCAUGGGUGGGUGUGUUAGAAACCUGUUUUGGGGGGGGGGGGAAUGCUUGCACCUGGGACUUCUUCCCCAGCCAAAGUAUGUAAGAAAUAAGGAGUGCUUUCUUCGUGUGCCUGUUCCCUGACAUUAACAGAGCAGCUCUUUUUUGGAUCAUCAUCAGACUUGGGAGUUGGCCUAAGCAAUGAAGCAUCCUGGGAUCAGCCUCUCUCUUUGACCUGGCUCGUUUCUGGACAUGAAAUGAAAGACAAGAGUUCCUGACUCUCCAGACUUGAUAGAGACUGACCACGUAAAGACCCCGAAGCAACAUCUUUCCUUCUUUUUAAUAUUUAUUUUUGCUUUGUUUAUUAUACGACAUUUGUUGGAGUUUCAGGCGGAUGGGAUCCUAGUUGCGGAGCUUUCCUGGAAGCUGGUGUGGCUGGAUUUGGCUGAGGUUGUAGAUCUUCAGAUGUAUUCUUAGGACAUCAAGUGUCAUGUCUGAAGCAGGGGGCGCUCCAAGUCCCAGCAAAGGAGAGGCAGUGAAAGAGGCUCAAGCUCCCUGCUCUCAAGAGAAUCUUCAAGGCAGCUCAUGAAAAUGUGACAUUUGGAGCUAUAUUAACUUUUCCCAUAAAGGAAAAGGUAUUUGCAGAAUUAAGUUUGUGUUGUUUAUAUGCGACCUUGUCAAAGAAACUGCAGCUCUUUCUAUUGGGUGCCCUUCAGAUUGAAAAAUCUGUCCCUGAGUAUACAGUACAAUGAAACAUGAGAGGCAUUUUGGGUCUCAAUUAGUACUAGUGUUAAAAGCCCUGAUUUAAUUGGAACCCAAGUACUUUAAAGUAUGCAUGCAUGCAUGUAUGUAUUAGAAUUGUAGAGUUGGAGGGACCCUGAAGGAAGUCCAAGGAAGGAAAGUCUGCCACCUUCCAAGGGAGUCUAUACAUACCUAGAUAAUAUUGUGGGAAUUACACAAGAUACACUUUUUAAAAAAAGUUUUUUAAAGUUUAAAUAACAAAUAACUUUUACUCAGUGUACUUGCACUUGUUAGAUUAAAUGUACAAGGCAGGGAGGUGUUACUUGUGUAGCUAAAACAUUUUACAUGCAUUUGUAUCCAAGGCAAAAACUGUUACAGAUGGACAAACUCUGAGGCAGAACAGAAGCUGCCCCAAGUGACAUCACUCCCUCCGGCAGAAGGCAUAUGACAUCACAGAAUUCUUUCCUGGAAAGCAUUAACCCUUUGCUAAGCAUUUUGGAUGCUUUCCCACAUUCGAAUCUAUUUAUACCUAUAUAGCUACACACAUACACACAAUACAGAAUAGAAACAUAUCAAAAUAUACCGGUAUUCGGUACAAAAUAAACUGAUUAACAAUAAGAUCCCAACACUGCAUGGCAGCUGUUGAAACUACUGCUGAUCAAUUUUAAAGCCUGAUUUGUUGUGUUUUGUUGUAUUAUUGUGUGCAGUUUGCUGUUGCGUUGUGUUUUUAGUGUGUAAAAUGCAUUGUAAAUUGGUUUUGAAAAUAAAUAUUUCUGUGAACCAUAUAAACAAAGGAAGCAACAUCCUAUUCCUGUUUUAACUAUAGAAGCAACUUCACAUUAUCAAAGAAAUUGACCAUAACAGAUUGGAGGGCUGAGCGCAAGCUAACAAAAUGAAUUUCAAUAGGGACAAAUGAAAGGGACAAAUGCAUCAGUACAAUAUAAGAUGGGGGAUACCUGACUUACUAGCAGUACGUGUGAAAAAGAUCUAGGGAUCUUGGUGGACCACAAGCUGAACACGAGUCAAUAGAAUCUGAAGAAUGGUAUCUGAGGAAGUGUGCAUGCACACGAAAGCUUAUACCCAGAACAAGCUUCGUUGGUAUCUAAGGUGCUACUGGACCAUUUAUUAAUUUAUUUCAAAUGAGUCAACCAUGUGAUGCAUCAGCAAAAAAAGCGAAUGAUAUUCUAGGCUGCAUCAACAGAAGUCUAGUGUCCAGAUCAAGGGAAAUAAUAGGAUCUAAUAAGUGUUGGGAAUGUAAAGAAAUAGAGGGUAUGUUUUAUCAUAUGUGGUGGGAAUGUAGGAAGGUUAAAAGUUUUUGGGAAAUUGUUUAUAAUGAAAUGAAAAAAAUGUUCAGAGUAACCUUUGUUAAAAAACCAGAAACCUUUUUAUUAGGUAUUGUAGGAGCGGAGAUUCCAAAAGACUAGGAAAAAUUGUUUAUGUAUGUUAUGACAGCCGCCCAGAUACUGUUAGCCCAAAGAUGGAAAGAGGAAGAAGUGCCGACCAAAGAAGAUUGGCAAACCAAGUUAAUGGACUAGGCUGAAAUGGCGAAACUAACCGGAAAGCUCAGAAAUCAAGAUGACAAGAAAUUUUAAAAAGAAUGGGAAAUGUUUAUUAUGUAUUUGCAAAAGUAUUGUAAACAGGUUAAUACAUUGGCAGGAUUUUAAGAACACUUGUAAUUUUUAGAAUAUAGGAAAUUUGAGGUAAAAAUAAUAAUUUGGAGUAGAAAUGACAUGCAAUUGAAAAGGGAAUUUAAGGAACCGGGGGGGGGGGGGAGUCACAGGAUUAGGAGAAUCUGGAUUUGAUAUUGUUGUUGUGUAUAAUUUUCUUCUUUCUUUGUUGUUGUAUUUUUUGUAUGUGUCUAAGUGUGUAAUAUAUAUAUAUACCAUGUUUCUCCAAAAAUAAGACCCCGUAUUAUAUUUAUUUUUCCUCAAAAAACCCCACUAUGGCUUAUUUUUAGGGGGUGUCUUAUUUUUUUCCUCCUCCUCCUCCUGCCACGGCCGGCAUGGCUGCUGCGCCUAUCACUAUGUCUUAUUUUCGGGGUAUGGCUUAUAUUCCUUGAAUGUUUUAAAAUCCUGCUAUGGCUUAUCUUAUUUUAUGACUACGUCUUAAAAUAGGGGAAACAGGAUAUAUAUAUAUGAACAUUUCUCUUCAACCAGGCCUUGGGCUGAUUAACAUCCUAUAUAGCCUUUAAAAUAUAUUUAUUUGUGUGUGUGUGGGGGGGGGGGUGUUUUAUUGUUUUGUUGUUGUUUCCAUUAUGUAUUUUGUAUUUUCAUCUUGUCUUUUUUUUGCUGUGAACUGCCCUGAGAUCUUCAGGUGAAGGGCGGUAGACAAAUGUAAUAAAUAAUUAUAAUUACCUGUAUAACAAUUCUCUUCUAUUCCACACACCCCCAGUGCUUUUCAUAACAUGUUGUCCUCAUUCUCACACGUUUUCUUUCUGAGUUUCUAAAUUGUCACCAUCUGUGUGCAGUUUUGUCAUUCAUUUGACUUGUAAUCUGGACUCUCCUUCUUGCCUCUGGCCCUGGAGGUAGAAUAGGGCAAUGAUCCCCAUAUUGCGCAUUCAGCCAGAGAAGUUUGCCCCAGG